UUUGUCCUCCGUGGUGACACCUCUCUCCCCCUCCUUGGCGGAGCGAGAGGUACAACAACCGAGGGGAAGCCCAACAGGAUCUCUCCGCGCUCCCCCAAAUCCCUCGGUCUCGCGCCUCGAGCUCUCGAAUCCCUCUUCGAUCCCGCCGAAAGAAUCCCGAAUUAUCUCUUCUUUAUCCUCGAAACCCUACCUUCGAAGUCCCCCCGCCUUCGCCGCCGUGGUUCCGGCGAGUCCCACCGCCUUCCGCCGCCGGAGUGGCGCCACGGAGCCGAUUCGGGUUUGAUCUUGUAGUCCGAUCCAGGAUUUAUUGGGAGGAAUGGCGGCACCGGCGAGCCAACCUCCCAGUAUGGAGGUCUUCGAUGCAUAUUUUAGGAGGGCCGAUUUGGAUAAGGACGGGAGGAUCAGCGGACCAGAGGCGGUGGCGUUCUUCCAGGGAUCCAAUUUGCCCAAACACGUGCUGGCUCAGAUUUGGAAUCAUGCUGAUCAGAAGCAUACUGGUUACCUUGGGCGCCAAGAAUUCUACAAUUACCUGAGACUUGUGACAGUGGCACAGAGUGGCCGAGAGCUAACUCCAGAUCUAGUCAGGGCUGCCUUAUUUGGUCCAGCUGCUGCUAAAAUUCCUGCACCACAGAUAAAUCUCCCAUCCAUUCCUACGGCUCAGAUGAACUCUCUUCCCACACCUACACCUUCCACUCAGAUCGGUGUUACGAGUGCAACUCAAAAUCCUGGCAUUACCGGACAACAGGCACUUCCAAAUACAGCUGUUAACCAGCAAUUCUUUCCAGCAGGCAACCAUUUUAUCGGGCCACCUUCAGCCACAUCUGCUGCUGCUUCACUUCCACUGCAAGGAGUUGGUCAACGACCACCUGGGGCUGGUAGCAUGGUAGGUCCUCAUCUUCCAAGUUCAAAUACUCCAAAUCUACCAGCUGAUUGGCUUGGUAGUAGGACAAGUGGGGCUUCAGUAGGGGGAACUUCACAGGGUACUAUAAGAGGUGCUACUCCCUCAGCAAACCAAGAUGGUUUUGGGACACGACAGUGGGGACCAGCUCCUGCAAUAACUCCUAGACCACAAACACCUUCUGCACCUGCAUCGGCAGUUCCACCGAAAUCACCUACUUCUGCCUCAUUAUCUUUCCAACCAGUUGCUGUGGAUUCAAAAACUUCAAUUGUAUCUGGAAAUGGCUUUUCUUCUGAUUCAUCUUUUGGAGGAGAUAUAUUUUCUGCCACCCCCCUGGCAAAGCAAGACAAGUCACCAACCUUCGCUACAACUAAUGUAUCUAGCUCGUCCAGUGUUGGCACAGCUAUUUCUGGGUCUCAAGGUUCCAUUAAGCCAGGGCAAGUGGAUUCAUUGCAAAACACACCAUCACUUCCUCUUGGUGGUAAUCAGUUGCAACGGACUCAGUCACUGGUCAAGCAAAACCAACUAGGUGCGAUACAGAGCACUUCAGCAUUAACCGUCCCUAAUAUUCCAGUUGGAGCUGUUGGUCCUGCUUCCAGUCAGUCCCAGAUACCAUGGCCAAAAAUUUCGCAAUCUGAUGUUCAAAGAUACAGUGGAAUAUUUGUGCAGGUAGACAAGGAUAGAGAUGGGAAAAUCACUGGUCAAGAGGCACGCAAUCUGUUCCUGAGUUGGAAACUACCUAGAGAGGUCUUAAAGCAGGUGUGGGAUUUAUCUGACCAGGAUAAUGAUAGCAUGCUUUCGCUGAGGGAGUUCUGUACAGCCUUAUAUUUAAUGGAGAGAUACCGAGAAGGGCGCAGUCUUCCAGCUGUGCUUCCAGAUGGCCUUAGGUCUGAUGAGGCAUUUUCCCUUACUACUGGUCAACCUUCAACUGCAUAUGGUGGUCCAGUCUGGCAGCCGAGGCCUGGAUUAUCACCUCAAGGGUUCCCUGCAUCACAGCCUGUAAUACAUAUGACUUCAGUGAAGCAACCUGUGCAAACUCUGACCCCUUCUCAGACUGAUGUCACGGCGCAGCCAACAGAACAGAAAUCAAGGGUCCCAGUAUUGGAGAAGCAUCUGGUUGACCAACUAAGCAAUGAGGAGCAGAGUGCACUGAACUCAAAGUUCCAGGAGGCUACAGAUGCAGACAAAAAGGUUCAAGAAUUGGAAAAGGAGAUACUAGAUUCUAAAGAGAAGAUCGAGUUUUACCGUGCCAAGAUGCAAGAACUUGUUCUUUACAAAAGCAGGUGUGAUAACAGGCUAAAUGAGAUCACUGAAAGGGCUUCUACUGAUAAACGCGAGUUUGAAUCUUUGGCAAAGAAGUAUGAACAAAAGUGCAAGCAAGUUGGAGAUGUGGCGUCAAAACUUACAAUUGAGGAGGCUAGUUUUCGUGAUAUUCAGGAAAGAAAACUGGAAUUGUAUAAUGCAAUAGUCAAAAUGGGACAAGAUGGAAGUGCUGACAGUGUGCUUCAGGUUCGAACUGAUCAGAUACAAUCUGAUCUUGAGCGGCUUGUGAAAGCUUUGAACGAACAAUGCAAACGAUUUGGAUUACGUGCCAAACCAACUUCGCUGGUUGAGCUUCCUUUUGGUUGGCAACCUGGCAUACAAGAAGAGGCUGCUGAUUGGGAUGAAGACUGGGACAAACUAGAAGAUGAUGGGUUUACACUUAUAAAGGAGCUUACUGUGGAAGUGGAAAAUGUUGUUGCCCCUGCAAAACCCAAGCCUCCAACGGUUCACAAAGAUAAAAUCUCCAAGGAUGAGGCAUCUGCAGUUGUAUCAUCAUCCGAUGUUGAUAACAAAAUUGAGAAGCCUUCUACCCCUCGGUCCCCUCCGGAGCAGAUGGCUGAGAGUGAAUUGACUGAUGCCCGUAGUGAAGAUGGAUCAGAAAAAAGCUCCCCUGGCAGUCCUGGAAGAAAUGCUGUGGACAAUCCCUCUGAAGAAAAUCAUCUGACACAAUCUGGAGUACAUGAUAUCUCAGCCCGUGCUAGAGAAAGUAAUAGUGAUCAUGGUGGUGCUGAAUCCUCUAUGUCGGGGCACAAGUUUGGUGAUGAGCCUUCAUGGGGUCCAACUUUUGAUCAUGGUGAUGAUGGUGAUUCGAUAUGGAACUUUGAUUCGAAGGAGAGUGAUAACGAGAAGAGCAGACACAACCUCUUUGGAUCUGAUGACUUUGGUCUAUAUCCAAUCAGGACAGACUCUCCAAGUGCAGCUAGCGUGUUUGGAAAAGAGAAGAAAAACCCAUUAUUUGAUUCAGCUCCAAGCACACCUCUGUUCAGCUCUAGCUUCUCACCAAGGUUUAAUGAAGGGCCAGAUGACAACUCUUUUGACAGUUUUGCCCAUUUUGAUUCCUUCAGAAUGCAAGAAACUGGUGUUACACACAAUCAGAUUUUUGCAAGGUUUGAUUCCAUUCGUAGCACCACGGACUAUCAUGACAGUGGUGUUCCACAGAAUGAGACCCUUGCAAGGUUUGAUUCUAUGCAUAGUACGACUGACCAUCCACAGCAUCAGACCUAUGCAAGGUUCGACUCCAUUCGUAGCACCACUGACUUCAGCAGGGGUUUCUCUUUUGAUGAUGCUGACCCCUUCGGUUCCGGACCAUUCAAGACUUCAGAAAGUCAUAGCCCAAGAACUGGAACUAAUAAUUGGAGUGCAUUUUAAUCAGUAGUAUGUUACUGAGAAAGCUUCUUAUGUCUGCCUUAAUGCUGGAUUAUCCAUUCAGCAAUGAGAUCUUUUGUGUGCUCUAAACCUGCGAAGAUUGUUUGGUUGUGUGUUAGGAGAACGUCUGUAUUCUUUGUUAUUAUCAUUUUUUUCCCCCUUUAAAUCUCUGUUUGUGAGGCAUGAGAAUAGAAAAAUUUUCCUUUAUUCUGCUUACAUAUCUCUUUUGACGUGGCCCAAGGAACAUUCUUUGUGGCAUGUAUUCCUUGUCUUUUAAGCAUUUCAAGCAGAACAUAUUGAGGUAUUCUGUCCA
Elaeis guineensis (African oil palm) is the source of this 3899-nucleotide messenger RNA. RefSeq lists its product as uncharacterized. Lineage: Eukaryota; Viridiplantae; Streptophyta; Magnoliopsida; Arecales; Arecaceae. The record is from RefSeq and is a predicted model, not a curated record. Gene Ontology annotation, biological process: endocytosis; endosomal transport. Gene Ontology annotation, cellular component: cytoplasm; plasma membrane. Gene Ontology annotation, molecular function: calcium ion binding; protein binding.